Amoebophrya sp. A120 is the source of this 8878-nucleotide messenger RNA. The record is from the annotation of a GenBank genome assembly. Lineage: Eukaryota; Dinophyceae; Syndiniales; Amoebophryaceae.
GAUUUUCCUCGUUGGCUCCGAAAUUAUAACACCGGUGUAUGGAAUUGGAAGCAGCGACGGUCGUCGUACUGCGCAUAAUGCAGCAGGUUCGGCGAACAACCAGGGCGCGGGGCAACAUUUUUUCCAUCGCCGGCCGCGAACUGGUAAAGGGAAAGGGAAAGGAAAGGGAGGUAGACAGCACGGUAGUAGAGCUUCUGAAGCUGCUGCACGGGGCCGCAAUGGUGCCGCUCAGCCGCAGUCAUCACAGCAGGAGACUUCUACCUCCCACGCGAGGACCUCAGCAAGCACAGCCGCGCCACAUAAUUCACAUGCGACGACCACCACACGCAGUAGCCGCGAGGUAGAUACCGCUUCUGCGGCGCAUCAUCAUGUUGUUCAUUAUGACCAGGAACCACAAAUGCCCUCUACUUCUUCACAGCAACCGCAGCAGCCACCGCAUAAUGGUCCCUUAUUUUAUCGCGGAAAAAACGCUUCUCGGAUUCCGUUCAAGCGCGGCGCCUGCGUGAAAUUGCAAAAACCAACACGGACCGAAGCAGGAAACGACACAACAACGAUGCUGCAAGGAAAUACAGCAAGCAGUGCGGCUUCAAAUUACAUAAUCUCGAAACUUGAUUGUAACCAUAAAAUCAAGAACCGCGUCGACAAUAUGUUGGCGAUCACGGUGCAGACACCGUUUGGCUUCACUUUGCAGAAGCACUGGCCGUUAAUCGCGCUAGACGACCCGCCCGUCACGGUGAUGCAGUUGUUACAGCAAUUUAAAGUGCCCGUCAACUACGCGCUGCAGGCACCGGUUUUGUUACCCAGGGAAUUCACGCAGUACGGGUCGUAUUUGAUGAAAGACGACUUGCUCUACCCGGUCUUGAACCACCUCUACACGCGGAUAUUGAAAGAGGAAGAAAAUGGGAAGCACGUGUUUCAGGAGGCGCUAAUGCAGAAGCAGCUCUACAAGCAGUACUGCUACAAACCCCACCCGACGUUGACCGUGGUAAACCACACAUUUAAGUUCACGUUAGUUCCGACCACCCCCGAGCACAAGAUGCUGAAGAUUUUAACCAUGACCGGCGAGCCGUUCAGCUUCGUGCCCUUAACCCACCCGACCAACCUUUUUCCCGAGACCCUGGACGAAUUUCGGGAGCAGAUUUUGAGAAACCAAUAUGAACUGCAAAAGUAUCGAAUACUCGUACUUAAAUUGCGUUUAUCCGCAUUACAAAUUUUAUUUGCAUAUGCUAAGCGAAUUUGUAAUGCAAUUUAUACUAGUAGUACGAUGCUUAUGCUUUUGCACUGCAUAACCAAAUUGCGUUCGCGAAAGCGAUUCCGGAACAAACAAGUUGUGAGGAGGAAGAUGGUAUCAAAUGCAAAUAUGUCUGGGUCUGGAAACUUGUGAUGCUACUUUAUGAAUUGUAGGGACACGACUGCAAUAGGCAGCCACGCAUGACAAGUUUCUGGGCGCCUUUGUGUUUCGCUUUCCGCAUGACAAACUACAUUUUUGCAUGACAGGCAAGAGGCUCUUUUCCUGCUCACGCAUUACAGGUUCAAGAGUCACGUGAGACAAGCAUGACAAACUUGCACUUUUCCAGACCCAGACAUAUUUGCAUUUGAUAGAUGGGGGGAUUUCCGCCGGGUUUUGCAACUACAUAGGAACCGCGAGUAGUAGCUCCUGUAGUUCUACGACGUUUUGUAGCGGCAGUGCGAUCGGCGCCAAGGUUGAUGCUCACCCGGGUUUUAGUUCGGUGCUUACGGCUGGAAGAAGUUUUGAUGAUGCUAGUAGUAGUUCUUGGGACGCAGGAACUACUGGUGGCGCAUCAAGGGGUGAAGACGGUCCCUGCAGGUCCGGCCAGCAUCCGCCCGGGGUGUUCCUUUGCGAGAUGAACGAUUAUAACAGAUGUCCCACCUCCUCUCCCCCUCCGGUGAAGCUGAUGAACCAACGACUCCUAAUAUGCAAGAGAAGAAAGUGUGUUAGUGUAGGUGUCUUCGGGUGACAGCAUGACAAAUUUGUUCUGCAUGACAAAGAAAUGCAAAUUUCGCUUCGCUUGGCUGGCUAGCAUGACAAAUGUAUACAGUGUUGCAUGUUUUGCAUGACAGACUUACACUUAGUUUUCUGAGAGAAUCUCUGACUUACACUGAGAGCGUUGGUUUUCUGAGAGAAUCUCUAUUAGCUUCUAUAUAAAUAUGAUUGUAUGACGUAGAUAAGUUCGAACUAUAUUUUACUAUAGUAAACAGUAAUAUCCACGUAUUUUUCGCGUGGUUGCUCAUGGUGGAGCCGGCGCCUGUACCCUUGAGCAACCAACUAAGACGCGGAAAAUAGCGAGCACUCUACCUCCGGUUUUCUCGACUAGCUACGACACUAGGUUUUCCUCUUCCCCUCCCGCUGCCAGUUUCCCUUGUUGUUUUCUACAGCCCGGCUGUCUGUUUUGUAUGUUGUUCAGGGUUACUGGCACUUUUGUAUGCGAGGGCUCCUGCCUUCUGGGAAUGAAAACUUGGCUUGCGCCGCUGUUGCGCGUCGUAGUGGUCUCUACUUGGCAUGACAUGCAUUCACUUGCCACUUCUUAGGGUGGCAGAGAAAACCAUCGAGUUAGAGACGGUACAGGCAGAAGUGGAUUGACCGGUCUAGUGAUAGAAUUUUGUGUAGAGCUUUAGAUUUUUUAUGGGCUUACCGUUCAGGGUUACAUCUAAAUUCCACCCUGGCUUCACCUUGUGUAGCAGACUGGCCUAGUUUGUCAUGCUUUUUGUGGUCUUUGGUUUGGUCAUGAUGUUCUCGUUUGUCCAUCCGGGUUCCUGCUUGCCCGUUUUUUCACCAGAGUUUCACUCUCUACAUAUAUUUACUUGCUCGGCCAUUUGCAUGCACGUCCUUGCUUGAUUCUUCAUGCGCGCGCUCCCGCGUUCAGGACAUUUUACUCUGCUACGCAUAGGUGUGUCCACUUUUUAGGGUGUUUCUUUCGUAAGUGGGGCUGUGUCUUAGUAUCUCGCUUCUCACUUUUCUACCUUUCUUUUUUCUCCCUCGGUGCUAGUUGAUGGCGUUGCGCAGAACUAUUUCUACUUGGGCACCCACACAUCUUUCGUCGCAGCCGUCCCAGUAGAUGCUGUGGUUGUUCUUCGGUAGAAAUCGCACUGCCCAAUAAAUUCCGCUAGAGUUUACCGGGUAUGCGGCUACUGUUUGUCGAAAUAAUUUACAUGGGGACGCCCUGCCCUUAGCCUUCCAACAUGACAGACUUACACUUACACAGUUUUUUUCUUUGUCGAUACUUAACCGCAAAAGACUUCAACUCGCUCGUAGGAACGGCCAGGAUCGUGUACGGGGGCGCAGCGUCAUCUUCUGGAGCAACGUCCUCUUCCGAUAGGCCAGACGUCGAGAAGGCGAACAACGCGGGUUCAACAUCUUAUUUAGAUACCUUGCUCAACCAAAACACAAACCUGUGGACGCCGAUGGACUACAAAAUGUUCGUGACCCAGAUGACCAAAAAGCUAGCGGAGGUGGAUGAAUCAUUCUUCGAAGAGUCGUUAACCGCGAGCGUGAGCAGCGGUGUAAUUGGUGCUUCCGGGGAAACUAGUACGGGUUCUUCGGAACAAGGACCAGUUUAUGCGCAGAUGUUGGAUGUGGUAGAAGAAAGUUCAUCCGCAACAUCAAGUGACGAUUCUGAUUCUGAUUCCGAUGACUAUCCAGCCGAGCUGGAUCUAGACGUCGACGCCCCCACAACCGCCACCACCACCAUGACGCGCGGAGCGUUCUUGAGGCAGCGGUUGGUACAAACGCGCGUUGGUGGCAGUAUUCUGCCAACAUCAUCGGCUGCCGUGAGCAGGCAGUGCCCGUUGCAGUUGUCCCUCGUUCGCUCUGCGCCAUCCCUCGAACAAGUGGUUAUGAAAAUGCAGAAAAUGAUGAUCAACGCGAUUUUUACUCCACAGCGAACGAUAUCAAAUGCAAAUAUGUCUGGGUCUGGAAGAAUGCCACACUUGUCAUGCAGGUUUUCCAUGACCCAUGAGGUCUGGUAUGUAGGACAUAGCAUGACAAAUUCUGUGAGAGUUCUAGCAUGCCUAUCCUGCAUGAGAAACUGCCUCGUGAGUCGGUGAGAAGUGGACAGCUUUGCUGGGUAAUCAUGCAACACAGAUUUUUACAUGAUUCAGAUUUGGCAUGACAAGUUGCUUUGUUCCAGACCGCCCAGAGACUUUUGCAAUCCAUAAACGAGCGAGGAGACGCAGAUCAGCCAGGUGGAUUCCGACGCGGUGGCGGAUGAACACAGUAUCGAACGCAAAGAUGUCUCGGCGUGGAAACUUGCGAGAUUUUUUGUCAUGCUAGUCUGGCGUGACUCUGAACUCUGUAUUGCGUGGCCACAAACACAAACAGCCUCCCUCGUAUGUCAUGCGAAAACGCAGUUUCUCAUGCGGAAUACGCAGCACAGAAGCAUGAAAAAAUAUGUCAUGCUUCCCGGCUCAUUAUAGUGCACUUAUUCUUGACUGACUUGCAUCACAAGUUUCAUCCAGCAGACCCAAGCGUACUUAUUUGCCAUGCAUACACAGUACAAGAAACCGGUUGAAAGCUGCCGUUCACAUACUCCACCGGCAGGCGAGGCGGUUAGUCUUGAAAGCGGACAGAUCGCUACCACGAGGAAGAGCUACAAUGAGUAGAGGUGCACCAACUAGUAGUGCAGCCGCGACUAGUACAACGGCCGAUGAGGUGAAAUUACUUCGGAAUGGACGGGUGCAGGACAGUCGACUGGUUUAUUUUCAAGGAACGAUGAUGUCCAGCGGAACGUUAACCCCGAGGACCGCUGCGGGCCGGGAAUUGAUAGAGCAUUUGGGAGGAGGAGGUCCAGGUGUGCAACAGCAACAAAUUAUAACUGGGAUGAACCAUUUAAUCGAUGCACCAGGAGAACAAGAUCAUGGAAUCAAUGCUAUGUACAAUCGGGAACAACAACAAUCCAUCCCGGUGUUGCAACUGCAGCAGAUGCAAAUGACUCCGAGUGUCUACUACCAAAAACUGCAGGAGUGGCGCAUCACGAAAAAAUCCAUCUCUCUCUAUGAAAUGGAAAAGCAUCGUACUUCUAGUAUAAAUCGCAUGACAAAUUCCCUCAGCAUGAGAACUCUAAAUUUGUGAUGCGGUUUUACCUAGAAGAAAAAGAUUUGUAAUGCAUGAUUGCAAUUACUACGAGUGCGAUGCUUUUGCAGUUCAUACCCUCAUCUCGGCCGCCAUCUGGAACUCGGUGCGAGCGCGGCCAGAAGUCACCGAGGUUUUAUGCAUUGCGAAUAUCGAUCUGCGUCUGGAAAAGUGGAACGUGUGUUACCUGUGUAGCAUACCUGAAAAAUCUGUGUUGCGUAAUCGAGCAAUAAAGGCGUUAAUAAAUACCUUUUUGUAGCAUGCAAAGACGCUUUAGUUCGUCAUGCGUGCUACGCAUCUUCACACCGCGUCCAAUGAAUUUGUCAUGCUUGGCUGCACUUGAAUAAAGCACUAGACUCGUCCACACUUUAGCAUCACAAAUUUCAUCCAGGAGAGGACCCAGACUUAUUUGCAAUGUAUAAGUGUUGCUCAAAAACGACCUGCUGCAGGCCGCCGCAGACCGCAUCUCGCAGCAGGAGAGUAGUAAUGGAGAAGUGAAAACUGUUUCCUUUGACGGAAAGAGUAUGACUAUUGUAGAAAAAACAACGAAUGUGAAAAUUUACAAAACAUUCAUCGACCCGGCCGUUGAUUUUGAGUUUGGAGCCGCGGAAUUUUUUCAAACGGAAAUCCCCACUGCAGCUUCAUCUUUGCGGCAAGAAGUACCGGAUAAUAUGUUGAAUCAUGCGCAACCAUCAACAUCCGGAAGUUCUUCAGACUACAGUAGCUCCUCUUCUGUCCCCGCGGCGAGCGCCGGUUUCCCACCUGCGGAAUCCUCGGAACUACAGGCGGAAAGCAAAAAAUCCUUCCUGAAACUACCCCACUUCGAGUUUGAAACCACGUUUAUCGCCGGUUCGAGUGGAGAGGAUGCACAUUACUUCCACAUUCGCAGCCAUAACAAAUUCCAUUUCGAAUUUGCGUUCGACUACUAUACCGGAAAUUUGAAACGGAUGGAUUUUCGGGUGUAUCACUUACUGGAACGGAGGGUGAAGGUGGAGACGAAGACUGUGAAAAUUGACCGAAAAGAAGAAGGAGAUGUGGAGAUGAGCGUAAACAGGGACGAUAGUAGACGAAGUGAUACGAUACCCACAGUUGGAACUGCGCAACUAGACGGGGGAAAUAAACAAGGGGCGGAGGUGGACUACUACACCCACGCUGCAGCAGGAGCAGCUUCUUCUUCUACACGAACGAAAGCUGCAGGAGGAGGAACAACAUCUUCACAGCAAGAGGAACAGAUGCACUACUACCUGCACAGCGACGGCCUUUCCACACCUCAUGUUCCGUUUAUGAGUAGUUCCGAUUCAUCCGGAGGACCUCCCAGUCCCACUCCUGCCCUGGAAGUAGAACAUCAGUACGCUCCUGACACGAGUGUUUCUGUACCUUCCCGUGUAGCACCACUACCCUGUCGUAGUGCUGCCACAAUGCCUGCUGUUACGUUUAUUGAGGAUUGCGCCGGGAAUUUGUCGCUCGGAGUAGUAGAACAAGGACAACAUGAUGUUGAUCGACAGCAAGAACAACUUCAACUACCCGCAUCAGCAGCUUCAACAUCGCAGUUUUUAACGACAACAACUUCAUCUUUGGCCGCGCCGAGCAGAAGUACUACUGACUUGACCAAUUGGCCAACCGGCGGCCAUCAACCACGGCAGCGCGAUUCGACAGCGCCGUCUCCACCUCCUUCGGAUAGUAUCCAAAAGGCGGAAAAUAAAGAAAAAAUGACAUCCCCACCACGCGUGGAAUUCCGGACGGAGCGGAGUCUUCUGCGGACCUGGGCGAGAGUCGAGCUGAACGAAGAGGAAUUAUGCACUGCAAAUAUGUCUGGGUCUGGAAGAGUACAACUUGUCAUGCUAAGUCUGAAUCAUUCAAAAAUCUGUGUUGCAUGAUUACCAAUAAAGCUGUGCACUUUUGAGCAAGCCGAGACGCAGUUUCUCAUGCGGAAAAGGCAUGGCAAAGAUCUCACAGAAUCUGUGAUGCCAGGGCAUGCAUCACAGACCUCACACGCCAUGCAAAACGUGCAUGACAAACGUUGCACUUUUCCAGAUCCAGACACAUUUGCGAUGCAUAGGAAUAUUAUUCGAACGAAACUCAGGUGCGACUCGAGGUGAUCACCUGUCAGCCAAAAGAGGUACGACAUAUGAUGGUCCCGCAGUCGGUGCUGAGUCGACAGGAGUAUUGAGAAUAAGAAGUACACUACCGAUAUAGCAAGAAAGCGGGUUUUUUACAACUAGAAUUGGAUCUUCAAAGCUGCACAGUUACAUCAACGUCCUGCGCUAAACGUCCAUCGGAGAAGUAGAGGAGUUCGCGCGUGGUGGACAUCGUGGAAGGCGGGAAAAUAGUGCUUUCGCAGCUACAUUGAUUACCCGAAGUUCUACAACAACGACGAGCUUUUAAUUUAUCGAUUUUACAGGAAAGCGAAAUAAACGGACUGUGAUGCACAAACUGCAGCGGACAUACAAUGGCAAUGCGGCUCAUGAUCAUGCAGUACAAGUAAUCAUGCGCAGGACAACUAGCACAAAACAUCAAAAUUCUCUCUCCACCGGCACGUCUUCAAGUACGAAGUGCACCAAUUGCGCCCAACAACAGCACGAUUCGGGAGGACGAACAAACGAGUUUUUUUUUUUCGUAUUUUUACCAACCUGCGUAAGUAUAUAUAAGUAAGUAACUUCUUACACCUCCGUGGUGGGGACGACGACGGACGACGGAUGUCAUCCUCCAAACAAUCGGUGUGCUUCUACACGACACAAUGACAAUGAACGUGCGACGAACAACAUCAAAACGUCGAGUCCGCUUGUCCUAAAAUAACCCGAUAAAUUUCGGAGCAGGACCGGCGACUCGGCAACUUCAAGAUAGAAAACUACGACAAGCUCUUGCAACAAAUUUCUCAGCAGUGGCACUGCAACUUCUUUUUCUACACCUGCGCCGCACGUAGGGAGAGUUGAUGCAAGAAAGGUUACUUAGAAGGUCCGCUGAAAGAGGGGAAACUAACACGAGCGUACUACAACUCCAAAGAAGGCCGACUUGUUUCCCUUUCUGCAACUACUUACCGCCUAGCAGCUUGCUGGAAUUCAACCACACAACUUCCCCUGCAGCUGCUGGCUCUGACGGGACGAGAAAAAGUUGAACAGAGUCUUUUCCUCGGGCAGCCUGGAAACUGAUUCUCCGGGGCGGAGGUGUGGAGCAGGAUUAGUUGUGGAGGUGUAAUGUGGUGGUGUUUCUCGUCGUGAGAGGGAACACGAGGUAGAGGAAUAGCAGCAGUGUCUGAGUGGCGGAAGGCAGCUGUUGCACUUCAGAGAAUAUUACCUAUUUUCUACAGCACAGGCACGGUGGUUUAGGCUUUUUAUCAGUACAUUAGAUCAGCUAAAUAUAUAAUAUCGAGUUCGAGUGGCCGCGAAGGCUCGUUUUUUUAACAUUACCGAUAGUUACAGUAUUCUGAGUGAAGCUGCAUCGCAGCUCCACCACGAUUGAGCUUCCUAGAAGCACUUUUCGUACACGGUUUCUAUAUUUUACUUCUGAGCAAAAUUUUUUUUGUCCGCUGUUGAUAUUGCAAUUUUUGUGGUUGUUCGCCAUGUAUGUAGCUCGGGCCCCCGGCGCAGGUAGAUGCUUAGAAUAUAUAUCGUAGAGAUGCAGGGCCUGAGUCAUGCAAGAUGGCACCGUACUACUAGUACGGAGGUAUUUAUUAAUGAACAAGAAGGAGGGGUUUUGGAGGUUUUAGCCUUAGAAGAAAAUGAACGGCGAUCAUUUCAAUAUGACACGAGGAGUGCACCGCGACAAGAAUGGAUAGAAAAAUACAACGAU